AUGAUGGCGACGCUGUCAGGGCCGUUCCCCACCAGCCAGUGCCAAUGGAUGAAAGACCUGACGGAUUCCGUCAUCAUUCACGUUGACGGUGACGGACGUUCCACACUACUAAUGGAGAAUAUGUUCGCCGAGCAGCAAGAUUCCGCCUGCCAGGAUUCCGAGAGGACGUCCAGUCGCGCCAAUGAGAGCAGUGCGGCGGACAAGCAGCCGUCGCAGUGGAGGGACCCGUCGCGUGGCAACGACCCGGGGGCAUGGUACGAAGAACAACACAUCGGCGGCGCUGCUUCCCACGAAAGGCAGCGAGAGGAGCCGAGUGAGUCGAACAGCAACAAUGCCAAUCGGGAGAAGAUGCGCCGCAACCGACUCAACGACAGGUUUGAGGAGCUGGCGCGGUCGCUGGAGCGCAGUGAGCUGGCGCGCGCGGACAGGGGGAGCAUUCUGGUGGACGCCGUGCGCGUGCUGGCGCAGCUGCGGGCGGAGAGGGCGCAGCUGAGGGGCUCCGCGGAGCACAUGAGGGAGCAGAUCCGCGAGCUCAAGGCGGAGAAGAGCGAGCUACGGGAGGAGAGGGCGUGUCUGCUGGCCAGCAAGCAGCAGCUGGAAGACGAGGUCCGCCGCUUGGCAGCAUCCGGUGCCGCCCAAUCCACCGCCGCCACGUCAGCAGCAGCAUCAGUGGUUUCUUCAGCUGCCCGGCCAGCAGCUGCUGUUUCUCCUCCUCUUGGGUUUGCUCCGUGUGCUCCGGGGUCUCCGGGUUCGCCUGGAGCGGUGCCGUUGAUGCUGCAUGCAGUGUGUGAGCCGGGCAAGCUGGGCCCAAUGGGAGCACCCAUGGGCGGCGACGCGUCAGCACCGACCGACGAGUUCCGCGGCGCGGACGGGCGCGUGUACCACUCGCACGACGGGCUCGCGCCGCACUCGCACGAGCCGCUCGACAGCGCGGGGAGCUUCGCGCUGCGCGCGCCGCCCCUGGCGAACCGCGACCUGGGGGAGCGCGCGUUUACUGUUGGAAUCGGCGGGCCGGUGGGAUCAGGCAAAACGGCUCUCAUGCUCGCACUGUGUCGCACACUACGGGACAAGUACAGCCUGGCAGCGGUCACCAACGACAUCUUCACACAGGAGGACGGCGAGUUCCUCAUAAAGCACGCCGCCCUCUCGCCGCCCGGCCGCAUCCGGGCCGUGGAGACGGGCGGCUGUCCGCAUGCUGCCAUCCGGGAAGACAUCAGCAUCAACUUGGGGCCACUGGAGGAGCUUUCCACUGAGUUCAAGGCGGAUAUGCUGCUGUGUGAAUCAGGCGGAGACAACCUAGCGGCCAACUUCAGCCGCGAACUAGCAGACUACAUCAUCUACAUCAUUGACGUAUCGGGGGGUGAUAAGAUCCCGAGGAAGGGCGGCCCGGGCAUCACACAGGCAGACCUGCUGGUGGUGAACAAGACUGACCUGGCGCCGGCGAUCGGUGCUGACCUGGCAGUCAUGGAAGCGGACGCGCUGCGCAUGCGGGAUGGGGGGCCACUGGUGUUCGCACAGGUGAAGCAUGGGGUGGGGGUGCCGGCUAUAGUGGACCAUGUGCUCACAGCAUGGAGUGCUGCUACAGGCCAGCCCAGGAGAUGA
Closterium sp. Yama58-4 is the source of this 1602-nucleotide messenger RNA. NCBI's taxonomy places the organism in Eukaryota, Viridiplantae, Streptophyta, Zygnematophyceae, Desmidiales, Closteriaceae. The record is from the annotation of a GenBank genome assembly.